Sclerotinia borealis F-4128 is the source of this 1077-nucleotide messenger RNA. NCBI's taxonomy places the organism in Eukaryota, Fungi, Ascomycota, Leotiomycetes, Helotiales, Sclerotiniaceae. The record is from the annotation of a GenBank genome assembly.
AUGAUGGCGACUGAAUUUCACAACUUUCCAAAUUUACCAACAGAGCUACGACGCAAAAUCUGGAGCUUUUGUAUACCAGAUGGCCGCGUCAUGGAGUUGGAUUGUCCCUCCCGAGAGAUAUUCGAGACAAGAUGCGUAAUGGGAUGGACAUCCAUUGCCAACGCGUUACAGCCAGCUUUCAGCCUAGUCUGCCGCGAGUCGCGCGAUGUGGCCUUUACAAAUGGUGGUUUUCUAUGGGAUCUACACAAAUCAUGUAAAGACAAAGGAUUUGAGCAGGACCCGAUCUGGAAUGACAUGAGCUUACUCGAUAAUCCGUGGUUUUACCCCGAAACGGAUACUGUACACCUCAACUGGGACGAAGAGUACGCAGCUACCUAUGACGUAAAUGACGACCCAUUUCCACCUUCAUCGCGUAUUCCAAGCUCGCUCGGGGGGGGUUCAUUCAUGGCGGAACUUAUGCACCCCUUCCAGAAGGAAUACAAGUACCGUUCAGGUCGCCCUAUGCUACUCGACAAUGCCCAUAAUUUUCCACUUCGCGAACAUAUGGAUGAAUUCAAGGUCUGCCUCAUUGUCAUCAACAUCCACGCCACCGCUACACAAGCUGUUGAUGCCAAGCCGGAAGAAAUAUUCGAGGAGAUGAUUCUCACACCCGAUGAUUUCGAAUCGCGUGUUCGUAGGUGGCAUGAGGAGAUUGAGCGGAUUUGGCUCUGGCACAAAUGUUCCACGAAGUUUGAUGAUGGCACACUGGGUACUGUUCCUUCACCCGAGAACAUAUGGACGGGGCCUGAGUUAAACCACAAUGUGACAAAAAUUUGGAUGAUGGGCAUACGUAUGCCGCAGAAUGAUUUAAAUAGGGCACAUCUGUGGGUACAAGCUACACUUGAUGAUAUGCCUCGUUUCCGUUCUGUGAUCAUGUUUAGAUAUUGUAACGCUAAAUGCCACACUCAAGGACGACCAAAACCAUUGAGUGGUACUGUUUCGGAGAUACCGGUGGUUCAUGACUAUAAUCAUUACAUGAGAGAGACAGAUGACUCUUUGACUCCAUAUUUGACGAUUCUAGAAGGUAGAUUAUCUUAA